AUGUCCCUGCGGAGACCUACCCUGCCGCAUCCUCCAGUGCUGCUGCUGCUGUUCAUGCUGCUGCUGUCGAUGCUAUUGCCGCCGGGGGGCGCUCUGUCCCUGGUCCGGGAGGGCAGCCCAGGCCUCCCGGACUCGGAUCUAGACACCUCCAGAUUCCGAGAGAUGCAGAAACGAUACAAGGAUCUGGCGGACCAGCUGCGAGUGAACCAGAGCCGGGAAGACUCAAAUCCAGAUCCGAGAACCGGCCCCGUUGUCUGGAUCCUAACCCCCCAGGUUCGGCCGGGUCCCGGUGGCCGCCUGUAUUUGCGCAUCCCCCGAGCCGCCCUCUCCGCAGGACGCCCUGCCGCCUCCCGCCUGCACCGGGCCCUGCUCUGGUUGUCCCCGACAGCACCGAAGCCGCGCGACGUGACACGCCCGCUGCGACGCCUGCUCGCCCGUGGAGACCCCGCACCGCCUACACUGCACCUGCGUUUGCCGCCGCGGCUGUCCGACCUGGCGCUGGCAGCACCGCAGACGGCUCGGCUGGAGCUGCACCUGGAGACGCGCGCCGCCAGGAGGCGCCGCAGCACGCGGGUGCCCACGGCGGAGGCCUGCGCGGCCGGGGCUGCGCACUGCUGCGGCGUGCAGAGCUGGCGCGUGACUCUCGACGAGCUGGGCUGGACUGACUGGGUGCUGGCGCCGCGCGAACUGGACGUGCGUGCAUGCGUCGGCGCGUGCCCGUCCCGCUUCCGGCCGGCCAGCGCGCACACGAGGAUCAAGUCGCGGCUGCAUGACCUGGACCCUGAUUCCGCGCCUGCGCCGUGCUGCGUGCCCGCCAGCUUCGAGCCGGUGGCUGUCAUGCACCUGGACAGUGAGGGUCGUGUCACUCUCAAGACCUAUGACGACAUCCUGGUCAAGGACUGCCACUGUGCUUGA
Elephantulus edwardii (Cape elephant shrew) is the source of this 915-nucleotide messenger RNA. RefSeq names its product growth/differentiation factor 15-like. Gene Ontology annotation, cellular component: extracellular region. NCBI's taxonomy places the organism in Eukaryota, Metazoa, Chordata, Mammalia, Macroscelidea, Macroscelididae. Gene Ontology annotation, molecular function: growth factor activity; cytokine activity. The transcript has 2 exons. Gene Ontology annotation, biological process: SMAD protein signal transduction. The record is from RefSeq and is a predicted model, not a curated record. Bases 1 to 915 code for a protein of 304 amino acids.